AUGUCGUCCUCACGACGCGACUCGGUCCGACCGGUCGUGGUCGAGAUUGAGCCUCAGCGAAGACACUCCAACAAGUCACCUCAAUCUCCAUCAUCUCCCAAAGCUGUACGCUUCGCACCAAGCUCCGGCAAUGCAAUCUCACGACCCUUGACAACGAUCGAAGCCUGGUCUCUCUACCACUUCGAGAACCACGCCAGACAUUGCGCAUCAUGCUACAAUCCCCUCCAAGUCGUUCAACGAGGCGGCCAACUCUGCGAUAUCGGUCACGGUCUCGCCCAAGACGUCGCUUACCACGUCUACCACCGCGAAGGAGAAUUCUACAGCACAUCAAAGGACGACGCCAAACUCGUCCGGAUUGAGAUCCCACCAGGCUACACCCAACUCCGCAGCCUUUUGAAAUCCAUGGAUCGAGCUCUCCGAUCUCACCGCAUUUCAACCUCAUCGCCAAUCAUCAGCUACGAUCGAACAUAUCCUGUUGCGCCACGCCGUUUCGAUGACCGAAGCGAACGCGAAAGCGUCUUUGUCGAGCCCGCGAGCUCAUCAUCACAUUCCAAAUCUUCUCACCAUCGGAAAUCGAAGCACAAGUCAUCCAGGUACUCCACAGUGGCACUCAACGAUGAUGACGAUGAUGGAUAUGCUGUCAAGUCACCUUCGUCGCCGAUUCAACGACGAGGAACACUAUAUGAACAGGACAUGCAGCGCAAGAAGGAGAAUUACCGCGUGGAAAUCCGUGAGCCUACGCGACACGGACGGGAAAAGGAGCGAAGGAGUGGUGUGUGGUUAUGA
Ramularia collo-cygni is the source of this 786-nucleotide messenger RNA. RefSeq lists its product as uncharacterized. The coding region runs from base 1 to 786 and encodes 261 amino acids. The record is from RefSeq and is a predicted model, not a curated record. Lineage: Eukaryota; Fungi; Ascomycota; Dothideomycetes; Mycosphaerellales; Mycosphaerellaceae. The transcript has a single exon.